AUGGCAGACUCUAUGUGUGGCCCAUCGAACGCCUUGAAUACGUUUCAGAAGCAUACCUCUAUAGAUCGUACAUUGCAGCAAGAUCGUCUGGUCUCAAGGCAAUCGCCUUCAAACGGUUUCCGUUCUGCGCCGGGUCCGAAUGCGAAUCUGAUUCAACCUGAAUUCGAGGCUUUCCAAGCUGGUGUACCAUCCUUCGAACAACACACGUUCUCUCCCUCUCCCCAAAAUUUUGGCCAUGCUCCUCCAAACUUCCAGCAAGCUGGGCCUGCGAAUUGGGCUUCUGAUUUUCAGCGUAUGAAUGUCUCGAGUCCUCCUCCCCAGCAAGUACAAGGUUAUAUCCCAUCGCAGCAAUCUGGUGGGGCAGGGUGGCAUCAAGAGUUUGCUCAGCAGCAUGAUCAGGCUCAGAGAAAUAACCAAGGCCCUGUUCAGGGAAUGGGUAUGGGUUCUGGACAAGGCUACUACCCACAAGCGUCGGGUUUGAAUAUUGCUCAUCAGCAGUUUGGGGAUUUACAUUCACAGUUAUUAUCUCAGUUGCAGUUCUCGCCGCCUCAGCAAGCUCAGCCCGAAGCCUUUGAUGAGGCCGCAUUUGCCAGGGCCUUUGAUGAAGCAGCACAGCUUGAAACUGCUAGCGGAGGCACCGUUGCAGAAGCCACCGUUGCGGAAGCCACCGUUACAGAAGACAGUCUUGCCAAAGAAACUUCUGAAUCUGAGUUGGAAAGAUUACAACGAAGUCAUCAUAAAAUGUUCGUAGAGCCUAAUGAUAAGAGACUAGCAGAAUCGCGUCUUAGGCAAGCCGAGUAUGCUAGACAAAUAUCUCCACCUAUUGGUGCCGAUGCCAUCCGUCCUCAAAACCAAGGCGAGCCAACUCAACAAGAACAACAAGAAGCACCUGAUGACCUAGCCAGAACCGCCGGAAGCCUCCUCCGAAGCGUCCAGCAUGAUACGAGCGAUAAAUUUCAAGGAAGUCAGUUCCUAACUCUCAUGCGUAUGCUUCGCGACAAGGAAGUAGCUGUCCAAGGCGAUGACAUCGUCGGCACCGGAUCUGCUGAUGUGGAAGGUGAUGCUGAGAGGGCCGUUGGCGAUGCCCACGGUGCGAGACCAAGUGACUUCUUGGAUAUGUGGGAUGCUGCACCUCUGCAUGCAUAG
Molecule: messenger RNA, 1146 nt
Organism: Glarea lozoyensis ATCC 20868
Lineage: Eukaryota; Fungi; Ascomycota; Leotiomycetes; Helotiales; Helotiaceae
Exons: 2
Coding region: 1-1146 (381 amino acids)
Source: RefSeq, a predicted model, not a curated record